AUGAUAAACUCUGGGAAAUUGGCAGGACGUACAAUUUUUAUAACGGGUGCAUCGAGAGGCAUUGGAAAGAGUAUAGCAUUAAAAGCAGCAAAAGAUGGAGCAAAUAUAGUUGUUGCUGCAAAAACUGCAGAACCUCAUCCGAAAUUACCAGGCACCAUUUAUACAGCUGUUGCAGAAAUCGAAGAAGCAGGUGGUAAAGCUUUGCCUUGUAUCGUCGAUGUCAGAGAUGAAGGACAAGUUAAGUCUGCCGUUGAAAAUGCAGUUAAUAAAUUUGGUGGUAUUGAUAUUGUUGUUAACAAUGCCAGUGCUAUAUCUUUAACAGGUACUCUGGCUACGGAUAUGAAAAAGUAUGAUCUUAUGAAUAAUAUUAAUGCAAGGGGUACUUUUCUUGUGUCAAAAUUAUGUAUACCUUAUCUUAAAAGGAGUACAAAUCCUCAUAUAGUGAAUAUAAGUCCACCGUUAAAUAUGAAACCAAUUUGGUUUCAAAAUCAUGUAGCAUACACGAUGGCCAAAUACGGAAUGUCCAUGUGUGUACUUGGUAUGGCAGAAGAGUUUAAAGAAGAUGGUAUUGCUGUUAAUGCUGUAUGGCCACAAACUGCUAUUUAUACUGCUGCAAUAGAAAUGUUAACGGGUCCAGAUUCUAAAAAUCACAGUCGUAAACCUGACAUUGUGGCAGAUGCGGUUUACGCUUUGAUUUGUAAAGAUAGUAGAUCCGUUACUGGACAAUUUUUAAUUGACGAAGAAAUAUUAAGAAAAGAAGGGAUUACUGAUUUUAAAAGUUACGCUUGCAAUCCAGAUACUACAGAUAAUUUAAUGCUAGAUUUCUUUUUGGAUGGUAAUAUUAAUUUUCCAAUCAAUUUGAAUGCAUCAAAGGAGGAUAAUACAGUUAAACAAUCAUCUGAGAAAUCAUCUGAUCAUGAUUUAGGUAGUGGCAAAAUUGCAGAUAUAUUUUCUGCUAUUAAUGCUAAUUUGAGUGCAGAACUUGUUAACAAAACUAAUGCUGUAUAUCAAUUCAAUGUUAAAGGAGAGGAAGCUAGUACGUGGUAUUUAAAUCUUAAAAGUGGUACUGGUUCUACUGGCAAAGGUGAACCAAAAGAUCCAGCAGAUGCAAUUCUUACAAUGAAUUCGGAACAAUUCUUUGCAAUGUUUUCUGGUAAAUUAAAACCAGCUACCGCAUUUAUGACAGGAAAGUUGAAAAUCAGUGGUAAUCUUCAAAAAGCUAUGAAAUUAGAAAAAUUAAUGGUUUCCUUAAAAUCUAAACUUUAAGACUGAUGAAAUCUUGUUUUUUUUUGUUUUCAUCUUAUAUACUUUCUUUUUUUUUUGUUUUUCUUCACAAUAUUACG
Polistes dominula (European paper wasp) is the source of this 1343-nucleotide messenger RNA. RefSeq names its product Hydroxysteroid dehydrogenase like 2 (gene Hsdl2). The record is from RefSeq and is a predicted model, not a curated record. NCBI's taxonomy places the organism in Eukaryota, Metazoa, Arthropoda, Insecta, Hymenoptera, Vespidae. Gene Ontology annotation, cellular component: mitochondrion.